Messenger RNA from Tachyglossus aculeatus (Australian echidna), 4434 nucleotides. RefSeq names its product solute carrier family 38 member 2 (gene SLC38A2). Gene Ontology annotation, biological process: L-glutamine transport; amino acid transmembrane transport. Lineage: Eukaryota; Metazoa; Chordata; Mammalia; Monotremata; Tachyglossidae. Gene Ontology annotation, molecular function: L-glutamine transmembrane transporter activity. Bases 52 to 1575 code for a protein of 507 amino acids. The record is from RefSeq and is a predicted model, not a curated record. The transcript has 15 exons.
CCGCCCUCAGCCCCCUCCCCACUUUUUGGGCCCCCCCCUCUCACCCCCAUCAUGACCAAAGCGGAGAUGGGCCGCUUUAACAUCUCCCCCGACGAAGACAGCAGCAGCUACAGCUCCAACAGCAACGAGUUCCCCUACCCCUACCCCACCAAGCAGGCGGCCCUCAAAAGCCAUUAUGCUGAUGUCGAUCCAGAAAAUCAAAACUUUUUACUUGAAUCAAAUGCGGGGAAGAAGAAGUAUGAAACCGAAUAUCAUCCAGGUACUACUUCCUUUGGAAUGUCAGUAUUUAAUCUGAGCAAUGCUAUCGUGGGUAGUGGAAUCCUUGGGCUUUCUUAUGCCAUGGCUAAUACUGGAAUUGCUCUUUUUGUAAUUCUCUUGGCAUUUGUGUCAAUAUUUUCCUUAUAUUCUGUUCAUCUCCUUUUGAAGACAGCUAAUGAAGGAGGUUCUUUAUUGUAUGAACAAUUGGGACAAAAAGCGUUUGGUAUGGCAGGAAAACUUGCAGCCUCUGGAUCAAUUACAAUGCAGAAUAUUGGAGCUAUGUCAAGCUACCUCUUCAUCGUGAAAUAUGAGUUACCAUUGGUGAUCCAGGCACUAAUGAGCAUUGAGGAAAAUAAAGGGGAGUGGUACCUGAAUGGUGACUACUUGGUUCUGCUGGUGUCAUUAUUACUCAUUCUUCCUUUGUCACUGCUGAGAAACUUAGGUUACCUGGGAUAUACAAGUGGCUUCUCCUUAUUGUGCAUGGUCUUCUUUCUGAUUGUCGUGAUCUGCAAGAAAUUUCAAAUCUCUUGCCCCUUUGAAACUGAAAUGGUGAAUGAGACGGUGAAUAACACUUUUAUGCACCUGGCAGAAAGUCAAACAUCUGCAUUAGAAGUUAAUGUGACUGAGGAAGAUACGUGCAAGCCACAUUACUUUAUCUUCAACUCUCAGACUGUCUACGCCGUUCCAAUCCUGACGUUUUCAUUCGUCUGCCACCCUGCAAUUCUCCCCAUUUAUGAAGAAUUGAAAGGGCGCAGCCGGAGAAGAAUGAUGAAUGUGUCCAAAAUUUCAUUCUUUGCCAUGUUUCUCAUGUACCUGUUGGCUGCUCUCUUUGGAUACUUGACAUUUUAUGGAAAUGUUGAGCCAGAAUUGCUUCACACUUAUUCUGCGGUUAUGGGUGCUGAUAUUCUUCUCCUCAUUGUCCGUUUGGCUGUAUUGAUGGCUGUCACACUUACAGUACCUGUAGUUAUUUUCCCAAUUCGCAGUUCCAUCAUUCAGCUAUUGUGUGCAGCAAAAGAUUUCAGUUGGUGGCGUCAUACUCUUAUUACAGUGUCGAUUUUAUCAUUUACCAACGUGCUUGUGAUCUUUGUCCCAACUAUUAGGGAUAUCUUUGGGUUCAUUGGUGCUUCUGCUGCUGCCAUGUUGAUUUUUAUUCUUCCUUCAGCCUUCUACAUCAAACUAGUGAAAAAAGAGCCCAUGAAAUCUGUGCAAAAAAUUGGGGCUGUAUUCUUCUUGCUAAGUGGCAUAUUUGUGAUGACUGGAAGCAUGACCCUGAUUAUUCUAGAUUGGAUCCACAAUGCUUCUUUAGAUGGCCAUUAACUGGAAUGACUAAAACUUGAAUCCUUCACUUCAGACUCCAGUGUUCAGUCAACAAUCUACUGAAAACGAAAUUUCACCUAUGUUUGCAGUUUCACUUCCUUUUGAAACACAGAUUCUUUGCUGGUUCUUCUGUGUGUAGAAUAAGUGAACUCUUGGGAAAUUAUUCUGCAUGGUAGAAAUGGAAUUUAACAACCAACCGCCUGAGUCUCUGGCUAAGGGAAGUGACAAUUUUAUUCCAUUCCAGAGAAUGGACAAAACUCUCUUAACUUUUAUCGAGCCACAUGUCUGGCUUUUGUCAUUAUUGUUACUUGGAUAUUUUAUGAUUUUACUUGAAUGUGCCUAAGGGAACCAUUCGAUGUGAGAAAUAAUCCUUAAUUUACAGUGAAGUAUUGAAAUAACCAAUGAGAGAACACUAUUAUUUUUUUGUACCAAAAAUACUUAAUAGACCUCAAAAGCACUAUUUUAAUUUUAAGAAAUUGCUUUUUUGAACUUUAUCCAGCUAGGGUUGUCAGUAGAACCAGUAAAAAUGUUUCAUCGGUGUGUAAAACUUGCCUUUUUAAUAGGCAUGAUAAGCCAAAAACUUUUUUUACCCAAAAGUAAUCAUUUUUAAGAGGAAAAUUAUAUCCGUUCCACUGAUGUGAGGAAAAUAUCGACUAGAAACAUAGAUUUUUGUUGUUGUUAUUGUUUUUGUUCCAUUCAAUUCGCCAUUAACUUAAAAAUGAAAUUUACAAAUAUUUGCUAUUGGCAUCCCAGGUCAGAUGAUUUAACUCUUAAUUGCCAUGGUUUUUUUUUUUUUUUGUCUGCCUUUAAAUCACAUGGCUGACGAAUUCUGAAAUUUUAAAAAAGGAAUUUAUUGUAUCAGCAUGGAAGAUGACAAAACAUAUUUCUGUGGUAAAAACACAUUGAGCUAAUAGAGCUUGAGGUACCAAAUAGUGCACAGUUCGUUCAGUUGCAUCUAUCUCCAGAGACAUUGACAACUACAGUUAGAUUCUGGUCAGCAAUUCACUUUUGAAAUGGCUACCAACAGCGGAGAAAACCUGGGGACUCGUUUCCUCACUCAGCAGGACUCAGAUGACCCGGUAUUUCCGAAUUCACGCUCACUACUACAAGCAUGAAAUACUUGAUGAUUCGUUUUAAUCCUCAUUCUGUAUACACUAGAGGCCUAGUCCACAGGUUAUGCCGAUGUUUGUAUUACAAGUUCUCUUUGUACGAGGAACUGGGAUUCUCAGCAAUGCAGUCAAUAUUUUAUAAUGACUCAUGCACUGGAUUGUCACCUCAUACUUGUUUGCUUUAUAACUAUUUUUUGUUUACAACCAGAGGAACUAGUGGUACAUGAGAAUAAUUAGAUGUUUUGGUUCUCCUGCAUGUUCGUUGGGCCAUUUCUAUCCCAGUUGAAAGACAAAAAGCUACUCUUAAACUUGGCUUUUAAGAGCAUAUUUAUGGUAUGUGGUGAAUAUAUUAUCAAACCAUGUGGUACUCAGCAUAUAUUUAACCACCUAAUUUAUAUAACUCCAGUAGUUGUUGAAGAAAGCAAAUGAUGGGAUCAUCCAGUUCCUUAGCGGGUGCUCAUGGUUUCUCUCGAAAAACUGGCACUACAUUCAGUUCUAGGAAAUAGUCUAAGUGUGGCAAACGUGGUAUAGAUUACCCAGUAUUCUUUCUAUAUGCAUAAAGAUCAUAGUCAUUGGGGGGGAAAUCUCCUUUUAUGUAAUUUUGCAGAAGAACAAAACUUGUAAGUACUAGGUUUAAUGGACCAGUGUCCUACUACUUUCAUGUGCAAUUGGGCCUCAUUAAAAUGAUUUGGAAUAAUUUGGGGUAUCAUGAGAAAAUGGAUUCCACCUCACUGCUGUUAUUUUGGGGCUGGGCCAUCUGGUUCGCCGGGGACUCUUAUGUGUCUCUUGAGCCCCACCUGUAAUUCAAGCCAAGAAUCGUGCUCCUUGUUCUGCAAAAUAGUGCUGUAUGCCACCCUAGAAACAUGCAGGGAAAUGCCAUGUGAAGACAUUUUCCACCAUUUUCCAUUUUCCACCUAUCCUUGGCAGGGAGCAAGAGCUACCCAUUGCCCAUGAGACACAGUAAACAAAGUUGGGAAGGAUGGGAAACUUCCCAGUGCCCCGCUAGCCCGGUGCAUGAUUCUCCAGAAGCCCGACUGCCUUUAGAUUCAUUAAUCUCCUUCAAUGGGCGGUCUUCAGUAUUAAACCACUGUUUUGUCACCUCAGUUUGCAUUACUGUUUUCCAUGGAUUUUUUUUCCAGUCAUAACUGUAAUAUGUUAUUUAUAGAACACCAUUAAUCCAUUAAAGCUAACCUAUUUUUCGAUAUUUAUGAUAAUCUGUACAUAAACUGUCCGUAUAUGUGUAAAUAAGGUGUAUAUAACUGGCUCUUGGGCAUGUGUACAUAUUUCUGUUUAUUACAGCAUUUUGUUGAUUUCAUGUUGUGCAUCUGUGUAAGAAUUGUUAAAAGUUCCUGUAAAGAAAAACUAAGGAUAGAAAUGUUAUCAAGUUGUGUAAGAGCACAUUGGAAUUCCAGUUGAAUAUUUAUUAAAACUGUUUUUGCAACAAACACAAACCUAAGAUGCCCACCCCUCCCACCCCCUCAAAAAAGUAAUGAAAAUGUGGUGCAGGUCCAGACUUAUUACUAACAGGUUUUAUUUUUCACAAUGUAGUGGUUAUCAAAUGUGAUAUUGAAAAGGCCUUCAUACGCAGGUGUUCUAAAUCUCUGUACAUUUUGUAUAUACAUAUACCCACUGUACUGUUAGAGGCCAACAAUUCAAGAUGACUUGUUGGCAAAGAGUGUUACACCGUUUCAAUGAAACAUUGUAUGUUUGUUUUAACUAAACUAAAAUAAACACAAGUUUAAUCCUUAAA